UAUAUGUAAACAAUAUAUUGAACCCAUGGUUGUGGUGUGUCACUUUGAUUGUUGUUUCGAGUGAAUGAGAAAGUGGUUAAUCGAGAGACACAUGUUUCCGUCAUCGACGAAAGCGGCCUGGUGGCUAGCUACAUUUUUCAGUGUAUUCGUUACAGGUGAGAUGCCCAUUCAAGCGGAAAUAGAACCUGAAUUCUUGCAAGCAUUGGAGAAUCACACGGUUACACAGGGGCGCGACGUACAUUUCACUUGUGUAGUUAAUCACCUUUCAAAUUACAGGGUGGCGUGGAUAAAGUCAGAUUCUAAGGCGAUUCUAGCGAUCCAUACAAACAUGGUGGCGUUGAACCCUCGACUAUCUGUCACGUAUAAUAAUCACAAUACAUGGAAACUUCACGUCAGCAAUGUCCAGGCCAAUGACUCAGGCACGUAUAUGUGCCAAGUUAACACGGACCCAAUGAAAAGUCAGAUGGGUUAUCUCUCUGUGGUGAUACCACCGGAUAUAGUAGAUACAAUAUCAGAAGAAAGUACAGCCCAAGAAGGCGGUAGUGUGCGGCUGACAUGCAGUGCCACUGGGGAACCACCACCAACUGUCCUAUGGAGACGAGACCAUAAUAGACCCAUUGUGUUUCGACAUGACGGAGGCAGGGAAAAAAAAGUGGUAGAUAGCUACAAAGGUGAAAGCUUGGAAUUGUCUCAUGUCCAACGGACCGACAUGGGGGCGUACUACUGCAUUGCAAGCAAUGGCAUACCACCUACAGUCAGUCGUCGAUAUCAUGUGGAAGUACAUUUUAUCCCUCAAGUGAAGGUUACGAAUCAACUAGUGGGAGCACCUCUCGGCAGUGAUGUGGAACUGCAAUGUUAUAUUGAAGCUUCACCCAAAGCUAUGAACUCCUGGUACAGAGAAGACGGGAAAUCUCUAGUAAGUGACAAACUUUUGGAGAAUCCAAAGUUACGGAUAUUAGACGGUAUUGUGAAUGAAUAUUCAAGAUGGAUGAAUUUAACCAUAAAGUCACUAGCGUUGGGUGACUACGGUACUUAUGUUUGCGCGUCUGUCAAUGCGCUGGGCAAGAUGGAGAGUCAAGUUAGCUUGCAUAAAAUAGAACUGAACAUGAAUGGGUUCGGAGCGGAAGAGCCAAUGGUCUCCGGAGCGGCAUGGCAACGAGCGCGAAACCUUCCAUCAGCACGCGCCAGACCAGCCGCCUCUCACGCACACCAAUAUUUUCUGACGCAGCAUCUACCGCCACAAUUGUAUGCUCUGUUACUCACAGUACUGCGAUACGUCAAUACAAUGUAAUAACAGUAUAAUAUUUCGGUAAUUUUACUUUAGAGAAAUAAAUAAAAAUCUUCCAUUAAUAAAUGAUUUAAUUAAUUAAUUAUGCAAAUAAUUUUCAUACUUGUUAACUUAGCUACAUUAUUAUUUAAUAUUUUAUCGUUAAUUAUGAUCUAUUGUCAUUAUACCAAGACAAUUAAUAUUCUGAAGUCAUACAAAAUCUCAGAAAUUAAGUUGAUUGAUAAUAAUUUUGUAAAGUCAAUCAGAUUGUACGUGACAAUAGGCCGGGACUAUUUCUCGUGCCUUCUAAAACUUUCAAAGUAUAUGAUAUUAUAUAUUUUAUUUUGGUUUUAGUUCUUGAAUUUUUUAUACAUAAUUAACUAAACUUAAACAUCUUUAUACAUUUAUUUCAUUAGGUCAUGUAAUAAAAAAAUAGUUUCUGAUUUAUAAUAUCUAAUAACCUUAACACGUAACGCCACGUGUCCAGUUACUUAUACAAUACUUAUAUAAUAUAUAUAGUAUAAGUAAAUGAUUUCGCCUUAAGUUCUUAUUUGCAUGAAACUCGUACAACUUUGUUACUUUGACAAUCCGGCGAUAGUUUGCUUGUAUUGACGCAGCUGGCGGUGCACGCAUUCUGCCGAUAGUGCAUGCAUUUUCUUGUUUAUGCCACUGAGCAAGUAAUCACUAUGGUUUUUAUCCGCUUUUUGUUUAUACGGAUGUUGUAUGCUACAUACAUCUGCGGUUACAUAUGUAUGUAACCGUAGACAUCCGCAACAACCCGCGUCAUUGAUGUAAAUACUAAUAUUACUAUAUAAUAUUUUAAAUGCAAAAGUGUAUCUAUCUGUUUGUUUGUGACCCAUUCGAAACUAAUCCGCUGAAUGGAUUUUUCAUCUCACAAAAAACUAAACAGGAAUGGGGAAAAUAAGUAAUGAAAGAUUUAUGUAGACGAAUUUGCUGAUAACAGUUAUUGCAUGCGAAAAAUUUAUACGUCAUUACUACUUUUUUGUUCAAUGGCGGUGAAAGUUAACAUAAUUAAUAUUUAACGUUGGAAGUACAUAGAUUUAAGUAAUAUUUAAUUUAUUAUUAUUUGCCACACUAUUUGUGUGGACGAUGUGAUAUUUUAUGUAUAAUAAUGAUGUAAAUUUAUUAUAUUACUAAUUUGUGGUUAAAUGUAAAAAGCUUUGUGUAUAUGCAGUAUAGCCAAAUAAAAUGUUAAAAUUUGAAUUAAAUGCAUGGAUUUUAAUGAAUAAAAACUGAGUUAACAAUAAUAUACUUAUAGUGUUUGAAAUAGAUUCGACAUACUAAAAUAACCUUGACAUGUUUAACUGAAUAGAUAUAAGCGAAUUAGUAGGUCUUUACAUAGACAAACUUUUCAUAUAGCAACUACCUAUUCACUAUUGUUUUAAAAAUGGCAUCAAAAAAUUUGGAUUGGUACUGGUUCGUUUACUUUUUACAUUAAUUACAAAUUCCAUCCAACUUUUUUGUAUGCCUUUAUUAUCUCGAGAUCUUGUGCUAUUACGUUGACUUUGACAAUAAAUGUGUAAUUUAUGAAUACUGAAAUAUAAAAUUGAAAUAAAUGU
Achroia grisella is the source of this 2847-nucleotide messenger RNA. Its product is annotated as lachesin-like. NCBI's taxonomy places the organism in Eukaryota, Metazoa, Arthropoda, Insecta, Lepidoptera, Pyralidae. The record is from RefSeq and is a predicted model, not a curated record. The transcript is spliced from 9 exons. The coding region runs from base 65 to 1291 and encodes 408 amino acids. Gene Ontology annotation, cellular component: neuron projection.